AUGGAUGAAAACCCAUUUGAUUCUGAAGAGUUUGUCUGCGAUAUCCAGCUAUGGAUUCAACGUCUUGAUCCUGAUCAAUUCCGGAAGCUUGUCCAGCGCCGGGGUUUGAUCAAAGACCGCGACCGCAUUGAUGAUCUUAAACUUAUACAAGCACAACAGGGAGGUGCGGCCCACAAUGAAAAAGUCGUUUCAAUCCUUGCUCCUGGUGAAAUGGACACCUAUCAGGGUCUGUGUAGUGUCAUUCUGGAAAUGGGCUACACCGACCGAUAUCAUCAGAUGAUUCAGCUCUUACCACAAUACCGUGUUCAACAAGCAUUGUCCUCGUGUGUUGCUGCUAAGCAACCAGAGUCAGCCAACGCCAUAGCAGCCAGAGCAGACCCACCUGUAACCAUGCCAACUGAAGACUGCACAACAGCAGCGGUUGCGUCAGCAGGAUAUGCAGCGUAUCAAUCCACUGCAGGGGCAACGAGUCCAUCGCCACUUGGACAGCAAUUAGCACCACUGUGUCCACCGAUGAAAAGCAGAACUGCAGCAGCAAGACCAGGAGCAGAAGGAGGAGAAGUAGCUGGAGUAACAGCAGCAUCAAUGGCAGCACCAGCAGCAGGGGCAAUGGCAGGAGCAGCAGCAGCAACCACAGCAGCAACAGCAGCAGCAGGGGCAAUGGCAGGAGCAGUAGCAGUGGCGUCAUCAGCAACUGUAUUAACCCCUCAAGCGUCACUCCAGGCAAGGUUUCCAAUCGGAACGACAAUGUCAGAACGUGCGCAUGGAGCAAGAGCAGAGUCAGAACCAGGAGCAACAGCCACAGUACCAGCUGUACCAGCACUUCAUCAUUGCCAUCAUCCCGGUGCACAACCACCUCUUGCUCUGCAGCCCGGUGCAGCCUUAGCUUGCUCCUCCACUGGUAGAUCACCAUCAUCAAUGUCAGGUCCUUCUACUACGGCAGAGACUACAUUUGGUCUUAGCCAGACCUGUAUGAGUGCACCCACCCAAGCCACUACAACACAUCCCAUUGCCAGAUCAGAUAACACUAGCACUGGCAGGUGUGCUGCUGUUGGUAAUGCUGCUAGGAGAGGAACUGCUUUGCAGCAGAGUACACAGCCACCAGCGUCAGUCCAUCUUGAAAACACGGCACAGAUGGCAGCAGCUGCAGUUGUAAGACAUGCUUCUUCACUGCCUCUCGAGCCGCAAGCCAAGAGGGCCCUACUAAGCAAUGUUGGUAGAGCAUUCACCGAGGAAAUGUCCAGGCAUAUUGACUAUGUGUCUGCUCCAAGUAUGGCUCAUACCAGUCCAGAUUCCCAGGCCUCUCUGCUGCACAAGUCUCAGUCCCUCCUGGACAGCCCCGAAAUGUCUGAAGGUGACUCAGGGUUGUCCGGCUCAGCUGCUAGCUCAGACACCGAAGAAUGGACGGAAGAUGAUCUGCGCAAUGCUCGAGUCACGGUCUUUUUGGACAGCAAACUGAGGACAUCUGUGGAUGACUGUGAUGGAAUUAUCUUUGACAGUUUAUCCAAGCAGCACCUCAAUAAGGAUAAUGUCAGAAUCAAGUCGAAGAGCAGAAUAACUGAUCCUGCACUCGCGCGAGUGGAAAGAAAAGGAGGAGAUAUAAGGACAUUGGUCCAAAUCAUCAUCAACGGAGAGCCUGACGACUACACUCAACAUAGGAUCCGAAGGGAAGUGAUUGAGGACCUGGAGGACCUUACCUUCUCCAAGGAUAAAAUUCAGGUCAUCUACACAGGCGCCUGGGAAUCCAUCCAGGUGGUACUGCUGCUACCAAUGAAGACACUGGGUCAUCUACUCUACCUUGCAGUACACUAUCCUGGACUGCUGCGAGGCCUGGAUAUACUUCAAAUCAUUGACAUCUCCUCUUUGACCAUAAUUGACUUUCGAGAGAUAACAGGCAACUCUAGCAGCUCCACUGUGGCCUUAGACGAGUUGACAGAGGAUGAUGGAGUGCUGUCAGAGGACAAUGAGGAUAAUGAGGAUGAGGAUGAUGUUGAAGUUCUGCCACAGAGCUAUGACAAUGAGCUGGAGUUUUCGAGGCGCACUGACGUAGCUGCUGCUGCUCAGCCCCAUAUCUCGCAGCAGGAAUACGACCAGCUAAAUAAUUGCAGUAAGGACUUCCAGCUUGUGCUGGCAGUCAUUAUGAGGUCACACCGGAAAGACCAGAAUUUCCUCACAGCAAUCCGGACUUGCAUUUCCAACGAAUUGCUCUCCAGUGUUGAUAUUGAGCGACCGGAAUCCGUCAAGGUCACAGCUGUCAGAGCAGACCCACCUGUAACCAUGCCAACUAAGGAAGAAACAACAGCAGCAGCUGCGUCAGCAGGAUUUGCAGUGUAUCCAUCCAACCCGACUGCAACAAAACCAUUGCCACUUGGACAGCAAUUAGCACCACUGUCUCCACCAAUGAAAAGCAGAACUGCAGCAGCAAGAGGAGGGCCUGGAGGAGGAGAAGCAGUAGUAGUAGCACCACCAUCAGUAGCAGCACCAGCAGUAGCAGCAACACCAGCAGUAGCAGCACGAGCAGUAGCAGCAACACCAGCAGUAGCAGCAACACCAGCAGUAGCAGCACCAGCAGUAGCAGCACCAGCAGUAGCAGCACCAGCAGUAGCAGCAACAGCAGUAGCAGCACCAGCAGUAGCUGCACCAGCAGCACCAGCAGCAGUAGCAGCAGCAGCAACAGCAGCAGUAGCACCAAUAUCAGCAACAGCAUCAUGGGCACCUCGAGCAACAGCAAAGCUGGAACCAGGAACAACCGAAACCAAAUCAACUAUGCCAGCACUUCGUGCUUAUUCAGGACCAUUGUGUUAUAACUGUGGACAAGUUGGUCACUUUGCCCCCUAUUGUGACAAGGAGCACUCAGAGGAGAAGACUUGUUAUACCUGUGGAAAGACGGGGCACGUUGCGAGAGACUGCACACAAGCACCAGAGAGUGAGUCUCGUGGUGGCAGCAGAGUGGUGGACAUUGAAAUCCGUUGA
Molecule: messenger RNA, 2973 nt
Organism: Sycon ciliatum
Lineage: Eukaryota; Metazoa; Porifera; Calcarea; Leucosolenida; Sycettidae
Exons: 11
Coding region: 1-2973 (990 amino acids)
Molecular function (GO): nucleic acid binding; zinc ion binding
Source: RefSeq, a predicted model, not a curated record